GCAACCAUCGGCAUUGAUUUCCUGUCAAAGACCAUGUACCUUGAAGACCGUACACUGCGGCUGCAACUGUGGGAUACGGCUGGGCAGGAACGCUUCCGAUCGCUCAUCCCCAGUUAUAUCCGAGACUCGUCCGUGGCCGUCAUUGUAUACGACAUCACAAAUCGCAAUUCGUUUCUGCAAACGUCAAAGUGGAUUGAGGAUGUCCGUGCGGAACGGGGCAACGACGUCAUCAUUCUUCUGGCCGGAAACAAAACCGAUCUGGAAGAAAAGAGACAAGUAUCUAAGGAGGAGGGUGAGCAAAAGGCCAAAGAACUGAACGUUAUGUUCAUCGAAACGAGUGCUAAAGCUGGUUACAAUGUAAAGCAAUUGUUCCGACGGGUCGCCGCCGCGCUCCCAGGCAUGGAGAACACACCAGAGAAGAAUGCAAACGAUUUGGUGGACGUGAAGCUGACUACAGACAAUAAGCCCGUGGCCGAAGCGGGUGGGUGUGCUUGCUAGACCAUAAUUCCUACCGAAGCAUUAGGGAGUUUAUUCCAUAGGCACCAUACCUACCAAAGUUUGUUUUGAUCUCCGGAAAUGGGACACAUGUCAAUGUAGCCAAAGGUGUGUGCAUCUCCUGGCCAUCGCCUCCAGCUCUGCAGACCGAGUACAAACGCUACUGAUCGUACCCGAACAAUUAAAUUGAUGAAAUACUGCGCUAUUUACAUCCGGUCUCCGAAUUGAUGCGUGUGUAUCAAUAUCUAUGUAUAUGUGCAUGUACAUGUACAUGAAUAUGACUUUAUAUUAUAUUAUGUAUAUAUAUAUGGGUGCG
Molecule: messenger RNA, 811 nt
Organism: Sphaeroforma arctica JP610
Lineage: Eukaryota; Ichthyosporea; Ichthyophonida
Product: Ras-like protein Rab-6B
Exons: 5
Molecular function (GO): GTP binding; GTPase activity
Source: RefSeq, a predicted model, not a curated record